UCGUCCGUACAGGGCGGUACGGCAGUUUACAGAAAUAACAACGGAGAGAAGAAAUCUAAAAUGGCCACUUCACAACCACCUCCGGUUUCAAGCAGUACCGAUUUAAUGACGCAAAAAGCUAUUUUGGAACAAAUAUUUCUUAAGCGAGCAGAGGAAGGAGAUUUUUGGUAUGUUAUUGUGGCAGAAUGGCUUGAACAGUUGAAACGGUAUCUUGGUAUGCCAAGCAACCGGAAGUACUACCAUCAGAGGUCAUACCCCGGACCAAUUAUCACCAGACGAGACUACGCUCAUACUGUUGACGUAGUACAUGAAGACGCUUGGCGCAUGCUCAUACAAUGGUACGGACUAGCGGACGGACAUAAACCAAUCAAAUUGGUUGUUUAUGGCUACAAUAGAUCGCCUGAUAUUGAACAUAACAUCAAUGCAUUCAAACUGAUGUUGUCCAAUUCUCCACCAGAAGAUUUCCAUAAUGAAAAGUUCAGUAAAAUGGAGAAAGUCGGCCAUGUUGAAUGGAAAGCACGCGCCUUGUACGGAAUAGGGACAGACAAAAAGACACGCUUGUGGGGCAAACCUGAUACGGAUGGUGAGUGGAGGGCGCUUACGUGUCGAGACAAAGCUAUUGGUAAAUGUCUGGAAGUUGAUUCAGAUUUCAUUCGCCCGAUAGUUGCUAUGGAGAUUUGUGGGUGUGACGAUAUAUGGGGACAAGCCCCUGAAGGAGUUGAACCAAGUCAGGAACCAGCUAUAGGCCCACUCUAUGAACAUGACAUUUUCGAUGACGUCACAAGUACAUGGGAAAUUGACAUUCAUGAUCAAAUCGAUCAUAUUGGUAAAAGUGUCAUUGAUGGCCUACAUAUGAACUUCAGUGCCUUUGUUCAAAGAGCAAAAGAAUUUAUUGACCAAAGAGAUGCACAACUUCGUCAACGUGAAAGAGACAUAUCCGCGUGUGAAAACUUCGCUGAUGACACGAGAAGGAGAUUGGAAGAAAAGGAACGAACGCUGGACGUAGAACUGGCAUCAUGCCAAACUUUGGCCAAAGAUUACGAAACGAAAAAAGCACAGUUAGCUUCCGAGCAUGACCAAAAAGUGCAGGAACUGGCAGAGCUUGAACAGAGAAGAAAGGUUGACAAUGAAAAAGAAAGAGAGAAAUUUGAAACAGAGAGGAAGCGUUUUAAUGAAGAGUUGGAGAGAAUGACAGAGCUAAAUGAAAUACAAGAAGGUCGGAUAAAACUGGACAUUGGUGGUGUACAGUACACGACAUCACUGGCCACAUUGAAAAAGGACUCCAACUCGAUGUUGGCGGCCAUGUUCAGUGGACGUCAUCAACUUCGGACCGAAGCUGACGGAAGUUACUUCAUUGACAGAGACGGUGCCCACUUCCGGUACAUUCUUAAUUAUUUGAGAGACGGCGGAAUAAAGGACGGGACAUUGCCUAGCAAUGACAAUUUAUGGCGGGAAUUACUCACAGAAGCCGAAUACUAUCAGAUCAGCGGGCUGGUCGAUUAUCUUUACACGUUAUUAUACAAACAAAGCGAACUCUUUUGUGUUGAGGAUAAGGACGUACCGGAAGACGAAGAUGAUGGAAAUGACACUUUUGUUUGAAAUGGAUACAUGGAGUUAUGAUACAAUCUUUUGUAAAAUAUCAUAAAAAUAUUAGACAACACAGGGCAAGUUUGUCUCGUGAUAUCAUAUGCAUUGUUGUGACAAACGGAACAAAAGUGUUUCAGAGAAAACAAAUCACUUGAGUGCUGUUUAAUUCUGAAUGAUUCGUUUUCACAUGACGACAUUUUGCAAAAUGAAAUGUUCACUUUCUCGUGGAACAUAAAUGAGCUUAAUUAAGCAUUUUAAAAAACUGUCAAAAUGUUAGUAGUCUAUACC
Molecule: messenger RNA, 1875 nt
Organism: Ylistrum balloti
Lineage: Eukaryota; Metazoa; Mollusca; Bivalvia; Pectinida; Pectinidae
Exons: 2
Coding region: 61-1599 (512 amino acids)
Biological process (GO): protein homooligomerization
Molecular function (GO): protein binding; cysteine-type deubiquitinase activity
Source: RefSeq, a predicted model, not a curated record